Penicillium antarcticum is the source of this 1044-nucleotide messenger RNA. RefSeq lists its product as uncharacterized. The record is from RefSeq and is a predicted model, not a curated record. Bases 1 to 1044 code for a protein of 347 amino acids. The transcript has a single exon. NCBI's taxonomy places the organism in Eukaryota, Fungi, Ascomycota, Eurotiomycetes, Eurotiales, Aspergillaceae.
AUGGUCUCCAAUGCUGGUGUGAAGAAAAUUCCCAAGACUGAGCGCAGGGCUACAAAACAUCGCCAGGAAACGCUGGAAAAUCUUCUUGGAGAAGUACAAACAGAGGAAAACUCCAACGGAGAGGGUCCAGGUGCUGGCGAACAAGGUGCUGCUGCACCAGGACCCGUGGACGACCGACCAUCCGCCGACAGGGAGCAGCCAGAUCAACCAAACUCAAGUCAACGUUCUGAUAUUUCUGGAGACCCACACGAUGAAAGAGGGCCUGCAGAUGAGACCCCGGUGAGGGACGAGGAAAUGUCGGACGCUGAACCUAAACUCACCGACGAGUCAACCUCUGAUAGCACGGCGGGAGCACAAACACGUGGAAUGAAUGAUUCAAGCGUUGGCCCGCAACUCUUUGUGGACUUCGAGAAGUUGAACAUAAAUGAAUGCCGUCGUGAAAAGAAAGAACGCCACGAAGACCCCCAACCAGGCGACAUAGCCUGGCUUGGCGGCACAGGGAAAAGUCGGUUCUUCAUUUUUCGGGUUGGUCCCGCCCAAUCCCCUAGGCACGUGUUUCGAAGAACAAGCGCGUAUAGCACCGAAGGUUUCGAAAAUUUGUCCCACAAUCGGAUUUCCCUGCUUAGAUACAAUGCCCCAAACGGGGAUCGACAUUGGCAAUAUACGAGAAGAAAUAUGGCCGGUUUUAGAGGCAUCGCCAUUGAUGAAACGGAGAGCAACCUUAAGUGUCCACGAACAUGGAUCAAUGUCGAAUGGAAGGGUAUCAAGGAAGAGCACCGGUACUUGUUGGUUGACGAAUGCAACUGGACCCCUAGGACGGAUGUGAUUCGGUUGUCGGGCAGGAAGGUGGCCAGCAUUGGAAUCCGCGCAAUCUGGAACUUGCAAGAGACUCUGCAUAUUAAGGCGAUCAAAAAAGAGGGUAUACGGAUUUCACAUUUGCCAUUUGCUUUUGCUACCUUCGAGGUGGAGAAAAUCAAGCCAGAAAGAUCUCGCACACCGGCUCAAUUGGGGUCUUUUUUCAUCGAACCCAAAGAGCCGAUCUAG